AUUGUAGUCGUUGGAAAUCCUGAUAGUGACAUGACAAAUCAAACAGCUUUCUGAAAAACACAGCAACAAGCCGAGUACAAAAACAGGGGUGUGUGUUACGGUUUUUUUUCUGAGAAGUCUCCAUCACAAACAGCAAGCAUGCAUGGAAGAGUGAAGCUGAAAUCCACAGCCCAGCAGGAGGAGGAGAAGAGGAAGGAGCGAGAGAAGAAACUGAAGAUAUACGUGGCCGCACGAGAUGCCUGCUUUUCAAAGAGGAAGGAAGGUAUUUGCGAUGAUGAGGCUCUCCAGCUCACCCAGCAGCUGCUUUCAUCCAAUCCUGACUUUGCAACCCUCUGGAACUACAGAAGAGAGAUCCUGAUGCAUCUGGAGACUGUGAAGGACGAGGAUGAAAUUCAAAAGGUUUACAUUUCCGAGCUGUCAUUUCUGGAGUCUUGCCUGAAGGUGAACCCAAAGUCCUACGGCAGCUGGCACCACCGAGGCUGGGUCUCAGCCCGCUUGCCUCGACCAGACUGGGCCAGGGAACUGAGCCUGUGUGAUCGCUGCCUCAGCCUGGACGACCGCAACUUCCACUGCUGGGAUUACCGCCGGAUGGUUGUGAAGAUGUCUGGUGUGCCCGUAGAUCAGGAGCUGGCCUUCACUGAUCGUCUCAUUGGCUCCAACUUCUCCAACUACUCCAGCUGGCACUAUCGCAGCACCUUGUUGCCGCUGCUGCACCCAGAGUCUCCUGAGCCUCCGUCGCCGUGCCGCGAGCCGCCCCACUCCUCCCUUCCACCCUCUCCACAAACCCACUCUCAUCGCGUCUGUGAGGAGCAGCUCCUCAAAGAAUAUGAGCUUGUACAGAAUGCUUUCUUCACUGACCCCAACGACCAGAGCGCCUGGUUCUACUACCGCUGGUUGCUAGGCAGAGCGGAACGUGAGGAGAUGAUAAGCUGUGUGUAUGUCAGUCGGGAAGAGGAGCGGGUGGCCGUCGCCUUCUCACGGCCUGUUAAUGCGCAGUCCGUCGGCCUGCUGCUGGUGCUCGACGGUCAGCCCCAGAGAGUGGAGUGGACAAGUGUCCACCCGCGCUUCAAACACAGCCCUGUUUGGAUCUGUGCUCUUCCUCCUGGAACAAUAAGCGACAUGACAAAUGAACAUAAUCUGACUGUGCACUGGACUGAGAAACACACACACAGAGACUGCGCUCUGUACACAGGUCGGACCGAGAGCUGGUGUCGGGACUCUGCUACGGAUCAGGAACUUUUCAGGAGUGAACUAUCUGUAGAGAAGACUUCGGUGUUGCAGUCGGAGCUACAAUCAUGCAACCAGCUACAAGAACUGGAGCCGCUCAAUAAGUGGUGCUUACUGACCAUCAUCCUCCUGAUGAGGGCGCUGGACCCUCUGGGAUAUGAAAAAGAGACACUUGCUCAUUUUCAGACGCUGAAGGAGGUGGACUCCAUGCGCUGUGCAUAUUACAGCGACCUGUGCAGCAAGUUUAUGAUUGAAAACACCAUCUUGAAAAUGGAAUACGCUGAAGUGCGCGUCUUCAGCAUUUCUGACAAGAACCUGACCACCUUAUGCCACCUGGAUCAGCUGUUAUUGGUAACCCACAUCAAUCUGUCCUCUAAUCAGCUGCAGCGGCUUCCUCCUCAGUUCGCCAUGUUGCAGUGCCUGGAGGUCCUGGAGGCUGAUAACAACUCUAUAGAAAGCCUGGAAGGAGUGUAUCACCUUCCCAAACUGGAGGAAGUCCUCUUGAAGAAUAACAAAAUCUCUACGGUGGCAGAUCUCCAGCCGCUGGCCUCCUGCCCCAAGCUGAAGCGCCUCGAUCUCCGUGGCAACCCCGUCACUCAGACGGCCAACGUCGAGUCUGAGCUGGCCGAGCUGCUGCCCUCAGUCACAGACCUCCUGCUCUGAUCGGGAAUCACUGCCCCCCCAUCCCCCAACGUCGUCCCCGUCGUUCAGUCGUCCUUCACAUUCUCGGGCGUGUUUGUUUGUCUGUCAAAGAAAAAGGGGGUGUUUUCAGCCGUCUUAUGACUCCAUCUGUUCCACUUCACAUCAUCCUCCCCGAGGGUCUGAGAGCAUCACGCUUCACAGCGUGCAUCAGGAGCGUCUCUAACACCAUCACCGAAAUGUCUAGAUGUAUGUGCGUGUAUGUUUGAGUGAGUGUGUAAUAACCAUUGGUGCAUUUCUUUAAUUGUGUGUGCGUACGGAUGUCCUUAAAGCAACAAACCCAGAUGCAUGCAGAAACACUGACAACAGAGUAAACUGACUGUGUACGGAUUGGCGUGCAGCAAUGCUGGCUUAUUGCUUCUAUGAGCUUUAAAACGGUUGAAUAUACAGAAAAGCUUAUAACUAAUGUUCAUAGCAUCACAUAACUCACUCACAUUUUUUUUAAAGGGUUGUGUAAAGCAUUUAAUAUAUGACACUAUACUGUUGCACAGUAAGUCACAGAUCCAGUAAUAAAACAGCACACAUUGUGUCACUGCCUUCCAAAAAA
Acanthopagrus latus (yellowfin seabream) is the source of this 2473-nucleotide messenger RNA. RefSeq names its product Rab geranylgeranyltransferase subunit alpha (gene rabggta). Gene Ontology annotation, biological process: protein geranylgeranylation. Bases 139 to 1890 code for a protein of 583 amino acids. The transcript is spliced from 17 exons. Gene Ontology annotation, molecular function: protein binding; Rab geranylgeranyltransferase activity; zinc ion binding. NCBI's taxonomy places the organism in Eukaryota, Metazoa, Chordata, Actinopteri, Spariformes, Sparidae. The record is from RefSeq and is a predicted model, not a curated record. Gene Ontology annotation, cellular component: cytoplasm; Rab-protein geranylgeranyltransferase complex.